UCCAUGAAAGCUGCACUCCGCUGUCAGCCAUGAGUAUCAAUCAUGAAAGCAUGCCACAAAAAGGUUUCUCUGCGCCAUUACAGCAUGUGAGCCAUAUUCAUUUAGAGUCAUCAUCUGAUAUACCAGUUUCUAAUGAUGUAGCAUUAUCAAGGUGUACUCCUUCUAUGCCUAGGAAACAGCUCUUUGGAGAUGUGCAAAAGGUUCAUCGUUUUGGUAGCGACCAAGUUUACUUUGGCGGGGAAGAAGACAUGUCUAGUGUCUCCAAUUUUGUUGAUAUUGAGUGGCUUUCAUCAUCAGAAAAUUCAUGCGUGAAUGCUCUAUUUGACAGGUCGUCAGCACUUACAAGGAAUUUGACAACGUCUUCAACAGAGAAUAUUAUCAAUGUAGGACAAUCGGCACAUACUACAAGUGAAAGUGGGUCAAGCAGCAGUAAGGGGAAGGAACCGAUGGGAACAAAGAUUCGGGAGGACUUUGCAGAUAGCUUCAAAGAAUGGGUAGCAUACGGUGAAGCACUCUGUCACUGAGUCCAAAAUCUUAGGAACACGGAAUGGUAUAAAAGAGUAGUGUAAUACUGAAAAUAGCUGAAACGUUCUUUUGAGACUUUUUUUUCCCCCUAAUUUGUUUUGAAGCCGUUUGUAAAUAGUGUAAUGUUAUAUAUAUAUAAAUCUAAUCUUUGUACGAUUCGUGUGAAAA
Molecule: messenger RNA, 693 nt
Organism: Camelina sativa (false flax)
Lineage: Eukaryota; Viridiplantae; Streptophyta; Magnoliopsida; Brassicales; Brassicaceae
Source: RefSeq, a predicted model, not a curated record